This is a messenger RNA of Solea solea (common sole), 386 nucleotides long. Its product is annotated as PWWP domain-containing DNA repair factor 3A-like. The transcript is spliced from 3 exons. NCBI's taxonomy places the organism in Eukaryota, Metazoa, Chordata, Actinopteri, Pleuronectiformes, Soleidae. The record is from RefSeq and is a predicted model, not a curated record. The coding region runs from base 89 to 385 and encodes 98 amino acids.
UUAAUUUUAGGAAAGGGCACAACAAGCCCAACAGAAGCGACGCGAGGCAUGUUGUCUGUUAACCAGUGUAAUCACAGAGGAUCAGGGCAUGCUGCAACACCUUAAAAACAUCAUCACAGGCAACACAGUGUCUCCUUGGGCCAAGAAACAGGACAGGGUCAUCCUUCUUUUUGAAGAUGAUGAACAAGUGGACAAAGUCAUGCACUUCUUGUCUGAAGUACUCAAACGUACUGAGACAGACAAGAAGUCUGCAGAUCCAGUGGCAUUCGUAAUGGAUGUACUUUUGCCAGAGGCAACAGUAUACGCCCUCGGAGCUGUUCACUCCAUCUCCCUGGACAAAGCCAAGGAGAUGUACAUGCGUGGCACAGAGUUUGACUCAAGGUAAG